Messenger RNA from Hypanus sabinus (Atlantic stingray), 7378 nucleotides. RefSeq names its product acetylcholine receptor subunit beta-like. Bases 537 to 1214 code for a protein of 225 amino acids. Gene Ontology annotation, biological process: signal transduction; regulation of membrane potential; chemical synaptic transmission. The transcript has 4 exons. Gene Ontology annotation, molecular function: monoatomic ion channel activity; transmembrane signaling receptor activity; neurotransmitter receptor activity. Gene Ontology annotation, cellular component: neuron projection; membrane; synapse. NCBI's taxonomy places the organism in Eukaryota, Metazoa, Chordata, Chondrichthyes, Myliobatiformes, Dasyatidae. The record is from RefSeq and is a predicted model, not a curated record.
CUUCCUUCCCUGUCCCUUGGUGACCAGAGAUCAGCAGCAGGGGGCUGAGGGGCAGCCAUUGCAGAAUCUCAGAGGCUGCAAACCCCUCACACCUUCACCAACCCUUCCUGGGCACAGAAGUGACCUCCAGACUUUCUCCCAUCUCAUCUCAGGAUGCCCCCAACCACCCCACCACCAGAAAACAGCCUCAAAUUGCCCCUCGAGGGAAAUUGGAGGGAGAGGGAGAGCGGGGGAGGUGGAGAGGAGGGCUGACAAGAGGAGGAAAGUGGGAGGUGGAGAGGGGGAUAAGGGGUGGAGGGGAGGAAGGUGGAGGUACAGAUAGAGAGGGAGGAGGAGGGAGAUUGGAGGUGGGGUUUGAAGGUAGAAGGGGUGGGAAGGGGGAGGGGAGAUGGUGGUUCCAGAGAGGGAGGAUAGGGCAGGUGGUUGGAUUGAGUGGGAGGCUGGGGGCUCCGACACCCUACUGAGGGAGAGGGUGCUUGCUCUGGGGGUGUGGGACGGGACACUGAUGGCCCCCUCUGGCCCCUCCAGGUGAGAAGAUGACCUUGUCCAUCUCGGUGUUGCUGUCUCUCACUGUCUUCCUGCUGCUGUUGGCCGACAAGGUCCCGGAGACCUCUCUCGGGGUCCCCAUCAUCGUCAAGUACCUGAUGUUCACCAUGAUCCUCGUCACCUUCUCCGUCAUCCUCAGUGUGGUCGUCCUCAACCUGCACCAUCGCUCGCCCAGUACUCACGCCAUGCCCGGCUGGGUCCGACAGAUUUUCAUCCAGACCCUACCUCGGUACCUGUGGAUCCAGAGGCCCAAGGCAGAGCCGACCGUCGGCGAGAAGCCGCUGAUCCUCAGCAGGGCUGCCGAUGAGUACUUCAUCCGGAAACCCAACGUCGACUUCGUCUGCCCGAAAGAGAACAACAGGACGGUCCGGCAGCCAGAACGGCUCUUCUCAGAGAUGAACUGGUACAUGAACGGGGUAGCCCCGCAAACGGCCCUGCCCCCGGAUCUCAAGGCAGCGGUGGACGCCAUCAAAUACAUCGCCAACGAACUGAAGGCGCAAGAGGAAUAUGACGAGCUGAAGAAGGACUGGCAGUACGUGGCAAUGGUUGUCGACCGCAUCUUCCUCUUUGUCUUCAUCAGCUUCACCUCCAUCGGGACGCUCAGCAUCUUCCUGGACGCUAGCUACAACGUCCCCCCUGUUGAUCCAUUCUUCGACCCCUUCUCCUGAUUUCCCCACGCCCCCUCCCCCACUGACCAUCAUUCUCCUUUUUCUGGUGGGGGAACAAUAUAUUUAUUGCGGACUAUAGGGGAGUACUGGGGUUGACUGUGUUAAUCUGUGGUUUUCAGUAAUCUUGUGGUGUUGCCAGCACCCAUGGGCCUGAGUUGGCUGAGCUGGGUCUUUGCUCCUUAGAACGUUGGACGAUAAGGGGUGACCUUAUAGAAGUGUUUAAAAUGGUGAGGCGUCUCUACCCCAGGGUGGUGGUGGGGGUGGGGGGUAGGGUGAGAGGGAGAAAUUUAAAAUGUAUGUGAAGGGCAGCUUUUCUGCGCAGGGAGCACUCGGAUAGAGAGAUAGGUACAUAGACAGAGGGAUAUGGGCCGACCUCGGCAAGCUGGGUGGACACAGUGGUCAGCACGGACUGGUUGGGCUGAGCGGCCUCUAUCUGUGCACUAUGGGGGGGGGCAGAAACCCUGAGAUCAGAACAGCCAUACCCCCAGCACCGUGAAGACCUUUCUCCCCCCCACCCACCCUCACCUCCCUUCACCUGAUUGAAUUAAUCCCCACCAGGGUAACCCCAGUCCUGAUUCCAGUAUGUCCUUUGUAGGGUUGUCGUGGCAGUCAUUCCUCACCCCCCCCCCCCCCCCCGAGGAAGGCAGGGAUGGAUUUCCAAGCCACCCCCACCCCACUUUCCAGAGAUGGAGGAGAGGAGAUUCACUUCCUUGGCUUGCCACUACCGUGGAGAUGUUGGGUGGGGUGGACCUACAGGAAGCCAGGGGUGAGUUUCUGAGCUUGGGGGUUGGAGGGGAGGGAUGAGUGCCCUGGGAGAGGAGUAACUGUGGUUACCCUACAUUCUACACAACAACAGCCCUAUUCUCUCCCUCCAGUAGGAUGGUGGGACACAGCUUGCCCCCACUUGGUGUAGCAAACCGUUUAGAGAUCCCACCAUGCAUGGCGAGGCUCUGACUGCACUGGCUUUAAAAAAAUAUUAAAUGCAGCAAAUCCGAAAUAAAACCCAGAAACACUCAACUGGCUGGGGAGCAGGAGAGUCAAUAUUUCAGACCCAAGAACUGCUCAGUGCUUGCAGCUCUCCAGGCGUCAGCUUAAGCUGUGCAUCGAAAUACGCAGCAAAAUCUGUCGCUUAAUUCAACGACCAACGCAGGCCAAGGAUGUGCUGGGGCAGGGAGGACAGCCUGCCAGUGUCCUCACACUUCUGGCGCAAACACAGCACACCCACAACAAAGCAACCCUGACCUGUACAUCUUUGGAAUGGGGGACCCAAAGGAAAGCCACACGGUCCUGAGAGGAAAAUCUCCUCAGACCGCGGCGGGAAUUGAACCCGCCGCGGUCUGCAGGCGCAGUAAAGCCUUGUGCUAACCACUACACUACCAUGCUACCGUCUGUCAGUUUAUUGCUGGGAAGUGUGGAUGCUGAUUUUGGAGGGGUUGGGAGUGUAAGCGUGGGGCAUGGAGACAUGUUAACCCGAUCAGUAGCAGUGGGAAGUUGGAAAGCCCGAGCAGUGGGGGCCCAAUUUGAGGGGAAAUACAAUGCAAGGCUGAGUUUUUUCUCUCUGCGAAAAAAUAAACGAGCAAAGAGCUAAAACUCCAGCCAGGGUGGGUUGCUAUUUUAUUAAAACAUCACAAGCCUGGUGCUGUUUCGUGGCAGCUGGCCCCAGUUAGCGAGGGUGUAGCCUUGAUGAUCUCUUCAGGAAAGGCCCUGGCUUCAUUCUGGCCCAGAGUGGGUCGGGGGAAUGGGAGACCUCCCAGAUUAAAGAUGGUCUUUACUGUCACACGUAGAGUGAAAUGCCUCAUUUGUGUCAACGAUCAACGCAGUCCAAGGAUGUGCUGGGGGCAGCCUGGAGUAUCACCGUGCAUUUGGCACCAAUGUAGCAUAGCCACAAAUUCCUAACCCUAACUCGUGGACCUUCAGAAUGAGUGAGGGAAUGGUACAAACCCCAGGGUGUGGAGAGUUGUGGUAGGGAACAGCACCAGUUCAAAGCAGGGGCUUUGUAGAUACAGGAGACUCACUCCACCCGGAGCGGCUUAGUCACACAAUGAAGCCAUUCAGCCCAUCGUGCCUGCUCUGUCAUUCAGCUAUGGCUUUUGUUCUCAGUCCCAUUAGUCACAGAAACAGGCCCCUCGCCUCAUCUACUCCAUGCCACGCCAUUUAAACUGCCCACUCCCAUCAACCUGCACCGUGCCCGUAGCCCUCCAUACCCCUUUUGUCCAUGUGCCUAUCCAAACUUCUCUUCGACAUUGAUUUCACCACUUGUGCUGGCAGCUCGUUCCACACUCUCACAACCGUCUGAGUGAAUAAGGUUCCCCUUAAACUUUUCACCUUUCACCAUUAACCCGGACCUCAGUGGAAAAAGCCUGCCUUGCAUUUACUCUAUUCAUACCACUCAUAAUUUUGUACCUAUCAGACCUCCCUUCAAUCGAAGCUCUAGGUACAUUUAUUACCAAAGUAUGUAUACAUUGUACAAUCUUGAGAUUCAUCUCCUAACAGGCAGCCACAAAACAAGAAACCCAAAGAACUCUUUUAAAAAAAAGACUGACAACUGUUCAAUCUGCAGAAAGUGAGAAAAAAAUUGUACAAACAAUAAAAGUAAGCAAAUAGCAUUCAGAACAAAAGUGAGUCCUCAGACAUGAAGCCCUCAGUUCAGACCACAGCUUUAACCUCAGUGCAGUGAAGAGUAAACGGUGUGGAGUAGCAAGCAGACCCUCGCCUCUGGCCCCGGCACCCUGCAUUUUCAAACCAUUUGGCCCAGCGUUUAAAUCAUCCAAACAUCGGAUCACUCCGCUCAGAGACCCGGGUCCUGUUGCAUCGAUACACUCCGGGCCUGGACCCCGCCACCAUGUUCCGGGCCGUACCCGACCUUUCCAAAUCGACCCGGCGCUCAUAUCGAUCGAACCUCGCUCUGUGUAGGUGGAUCUGCCUCUCUCCUCCACUCGGCUCGCACCGACUUCUCCUCGAACGUGCCUUGACCUUGCCCAACUUCGCCUCGCACAGCUACACUUCAACACUCGUCUCAGCUUCACUUCCACUCACCUCUUGAUUGUUUACCACAAUUUUUACAAUAAAAUUGUUUUUCAUAAAGUAUUCACUUGUAUUUCUUGUUUUGUUAACCACCAGUAAGCUGUCACUCACCUUCAGCCACGUCAUCUUAAACCGGAAGAUGCUCCAAGGAAUAAAGUCCUAACCUAUUCAAUCUAUCCAUGAAUUUCCAGUUCUCAAGUCCCGGAUACGUCCUUGAAAAUUGUCUCUGUAUUCCUUCAAUUUCAUUGAUAUCUUUCCUGUAGGUAGGUGACUAGAACUGUACACAAUACUCCAAAUUAGACCUCACCAACAUCUUGUACAACUUCAACAUAACGUCCCAUCUCCUGUACUCAGUACUUUGAUUUAGGAAAACCAAAGUGCCAAAAGCUUUAUUUACGACCCUAUCUACCUGUGAUGCCACUUUCAGUGAAUUAUGGGCCCUUUGUUCUACCACGCUCCUCGGUUCCCUACUGUUCACCCUGGUUGGUCCUCCCAAAGUGCAACAUCUCACACUUGUCUGCAUUAAACUCCACCUGCCAUUUUCCAGCCCGUGGUUCAGAUCCCACUACAAGCCAUGAUAGGCUUUCUCAUUGUCCUCUACACUCUUAAUCUUGGUGUCAUCUGCAAACUUGCUGAUCCAGUGAACCACAUUCUCAUUCAGAUCUAGAUGACAAACGAGGGACCCAGCACCACACACCACUAGUCACAGGCUUCCAGAAUGGCAACAGUCUACUACCACUCCCUCGCUUCUCCCACAAAGCCAAUGUCUAAACCAGUUACCACCUCAUCUUGAAUGCCAAGUGACUGAACCUUCUUGACCAACCUCCCAUGCAGGACCUUGUCAAAUGCCUUGCUAAAGUCCAUGUAGACAACAUUCACUGCCUUGUCUUCAUCCACUUUCCUGGUAACUUCCUUGAAAACUCCAUUAAGAUUUGGUAGACAUGAUCUACUACACACAAAGCCACUCUGACUAUCCCUAAUCAGUCUCUAUCUAUCCAAAUACUUAUAUAUCCAAUCCCUUAGAAUAUCCUCCAAUAACUUUCCCACUACUGAUAUCAGGCUCACCAGCCUAUAAUUUCCUGUAUUAUUUUUAGAAUGGCAGAACCACACUAGCUGUCCUCCAAUGCACCAGUACCUCACCUGUUGCUAAGGAAAUUUAAAUAUCUCUGCUAGGGCCCCUGCACUUGCCUCCUGUAGGGUCUAAGGGAACACCUUAUGUCCUGGGGAUUUAUCCACCCUAAUUUGCCUCAAGACAGCAAACACCCCCUCCUCUGUAAUCUGCAUCGAGUCCAUGACCUCUCUGCUGUUUUGCCUCACUUCCAUAGACUCUGUGUCCAUCCCCCCAGUAAGUACUGAUAUGGGAGUUAGGGUUUGAGGGUCGGCACAACAUUGUAGGCCGAAGGGCCUGUAAUGUGCUGUACUGUUCUAUGUUCUAAAAGAUCUCCUCCAUCUCUUUUGGCUUCACACAUGGAUUACCAUUCUGAUCUUCCAGAGGACUAAUUUUGUCCCUUGCAAUCCUUUUGCUGUUAACGUAUCUGUAGAAUUUCUUCAGAUUCUCAUUCAUCUUGUUGCUAGGGCAACCUUGUGCCUUCUUUUAGCCCUUCUGAUUUCUUAAGAGUUGUCUUGCAUUUCUUAUACCCAAGUACCUCAUUUGUUCCUGCCUGCCUGUAGCUGCUAUGCACCUUUUUUUUCUUAACCAGGGCCUCUCUUGAAAACCAAGGUGCCCUAAACCUGUUAUCCUUGCCUUUUACUCUGACAGGCCCAUACAGGCUUUGAACUCCCAAAAUUUCACUUCUAAAGGCUUCACACUUACCAAGUACACCUUUGCCAGAAAACAACCUGUCAAAAUCCACACUUGCCAGAUCCUUUGAUGCCAUCAAAAUUGGCCUUUCUCCAAUUCAGAAUCUCAACCUGUGGAUCAAACCUCUCUUUAUGCAUAUUUACUUUGAGACUAAUGACACUGUGAUCACUAGAUGCAAAGUGAUCCCCAGCACAAGCUUCUGUUACCUGCCCUGUCUCAUUACCUAGUGGGAGAUUCUACCCAUCACCUUUGCUAAUCAAGAACCUGUCAACCUCUGCUUUGUCAACCCAAUGACUUGGCCUCUGCAGCUGUCUGUGGCAAUGAAUUCCACAGAUUCACCACCCUCUGGCUGAAGAAAUUCCUCAUCUCCCUUUUAAAGGGACAUCUCCUCGGAUUCUGAGGUUGUAGCCCCUGGUCCUAGCCCUCCUAAUGAUGUGUGCUCGAUACAGGCAGUUCAGUGUUUGCUCACUGAGGGAGGGGAUGUGCAGGGUGAUGUCAGACAGCAAGAUUUUUGGGCAUCGGCAUAACUUGGUAGGGGAACACAAAUUAGGCCAGAAAGCAAGAUGCCACAGGCAUUCCAAAUCAGACGUGAGAGCAAGAUUAGGAAGCAAUUGGAAUUGCUGACAUCCUUCUGUCAGACAACAGUUUACAGUGGGAGCUCUGUUAACCCCACACUCUCAAUAAUCCAGCAGAGUUUCUACAACAGUUUCUGGCAAGGUGUAGAGCAAGAUCACAUGAACUACUGGCCCAAGGGAUUAACGUUCCAUCAUCCCCUUCCUCCCCACCUGGGCCAGGAGCAGCUCCUCAGGCUGUGUGGUGCCAAUCCAAUGUCACUGGGAAGGAAGUGGAGUGGGAGGGUGGUGGGCUGCCGCCUACGGCUGGACAGGUGGGGCCCGACAGGUCUCUGCCCACCUGCUUUGCCCCCAGUCCUGGCCCAGUGCAGUAAAGGAACCAAGCAUCUUGGGCACAGCAGGAUCCCAUUCACCUGCCAGACCACCAGCUCUGAAACUCCACCCCAUUCUCCACCCAACUACACAGGGUCGCAGGAUUGAGUCCUGCUCGAUGCAUCCCUAGGCCCAAAAAAAAAAGUCCCACAUGCAGCCCUGGGAGAAUGCUGCUUGGUCUGAGGUCACUGGAGGACUGUCAUGGCCUUCGGGAAGCAUCCAGACAGAAAAACUGGGUGGCACAGGGUAGGCCACAAAGCCUGUCUCGGUGCUGUACUGGCCCCUGUUGUAGAAGGAGCUGGCAGAAACUAUUCUGUAUGGAGGUCACCACCUAGAAAAAUCAAGUGGGCUCUUCCUGUGCAAUUCUCCCAUCAAGCUCCCUGCAGACCAGAGGC